Messenger RNA from Mycosarcoma maydis (corn smut), 1314 nucleotides. RefSeq lists its product as uncharacterized. NCBI's taxonomy places the organism in Eukaryota, Fungi, Basidiomycota, Ustilaginomycetes, Ustilaginales. The transcript has a single exon. Bases 1 to 1314 code for a protein of 437 amino acids. The record is from RefSeq and is a predicted model, not a curated record.
AUGGAGUUCUUCUUCCCCGCCGACGUCUUUACCGCUUACCCUCGACAGGGUCCUUCGGCCCGCACCACCUCAUUUGGUGCAGGGCCCUCCACCAACCCCUUCAACGGAUGUGGUUUCGACAGCCACCCUCUCUUUGCUGACGCCUUCGUCGAUGCAAUACAACACCAACGCGCUGCUCGCGCUCGUGUCGAGGCUCAACGCGCCGCCCGCGCAGAAGCCGCUCGCCGAGCCAGAGCUGCCGCUGCCGCUGCCGCCGCUCGCCGCGAAGCUGAAGAGCGCCAGGCACAGGCCUACCUGCAGCACAUUCUCGAAGUGCAGCAGCGUGAGGCUCAGCGCAGACUCCAUCUCGAACAGCUCCACCGCCAGCGACAGGAAGCACAGCGCCGACAGCAGUACGCAGAAUAUCAGCGCCGCAAGGCCUACGCUAUCGAGAAGGAACGCCAGCGCAUCGCUGCGGCCAGAGUCGCAGAGGAUCAGUCCAAGCAACUCUUGCUCGCUCUCGAGGAUCUGAUCUUUGGUGGUCUCAACUCGUUCUACCGUGCCUGCCAGCAGGAUGACGGCGACAAUGACGAUGACAAUGUCGAACUCGCACACAAGAACGACACUGAGCAGCAGGCUGUUGCUCCAAUGUCUACUACUCAGGCUCCCGCUGCCGAUGUCAAGGGCAAGGGCAAGGCUCAGGAAAGCGAUGACAACAAGCCAGACAUGGAACUUGACGAUGACGAGCACACACCUGACACAACCACCACAGCUGCUGCACCCAUCAUGACCGAUGAGGAUCCCGAAGAGGUUGGUCCUGUCCCCACUUCUCCCACUACCGAGGCUACUUCUGCGCCAGCUCCCGUCCCUGCAUCCAAGACAGAACAGGUCGUCUUCUCGCAUGCUUUCCCCAGCGACGCCAAUUUCAACAAGUCAACUAUUCGCGCUGAUCAAAUCAACGUCUCAGUCGACGAAGCUCAGCGCAAGGUGACGGUCUCUGGUCUCUGGAACGACCAGUCCGCCUCCUCUUCAGCCGACGCUUCUCCUGCACGUGCCGCCAGCCCUACCCCCAGCGACACUUCUUCUCGCCGUGGCCGUUCGCGCUCACCCAAGCGAGCCCGGGUUUCAGAUGUGGACGAGAACGGCGAUGAGAUUGUAGCCCCUGACACCGACGCAAACGAAGACGACUUUGUCGAGGUCAGCUUCACUCGAGCUCCUCCAGCCCAGGAAAAGAUCCAGAAGAGUUUCGACCUUCCCGCUGGUGCCAACGUCGAAGAUCUCCGCGCUGAGCUCACCGACGAGGGUCUCAAGCUCUUCACCACUGUCUCGGCCUGA